AUGCCCAGUGGCCCGUCGCUGCAGGCGGCGCAGGACUGGGAGCCCACGGUCUGGCACAAGGCCGGGCCCACCGGCAGGGCGGCCCGCGGCACGGCCGUGGUGAACGCCGCGCGCCGCGCGGGCGACGAGGUGGACACGGCCAAGAGGGUGCCCAACGCCAAGAAGCUGGACGAGAACACGGAGGCCUUUCGGCACGAGGGCGUGUCGCACGACUUCAAGAUGGCUCUGCAGCAGGCAAGGCUGGCCAAGAAGCUGACCCAGGCUGCUCUCGCAGCGGCCGUGAACGAGAAGCCGUCCGUCAUCAAUGACUACGAGUCCGGCAAGGCUGCCGAAGGCGAAGUGAGCCCGCCGCUGUGGCUCCCGGGGAGGCGCCCUCCCCUCGUUCGGGCCAGACGCGCAGGGGGGCACGGCCGAACGCCCUUGCCCAAGAGAGGCAAGAGGGUCGUCCCGCGCCGCUCCCGUUUCGGCGUGACCGGCCGAGCGGGUCGCCGCCCCUGGUUGUCGGCUCGGUCACCUGGCGUCUGCGCAGCUCCGAAGAGGCUGCCAGGCAAACUGCGGACCGCGGGGGGGUGGGCGCGCCGCCCAGUGUACAGUUCGGCCGCCGUGCGCAGCUCGGUCCCCGCGGGCUCCAGAAGGCCAUCGGGUCAUCGCCGCCGCCGUCGCUGCUGCCUUGGCGUCGCGGCAUCUCGACGAUCUCUGGGGCAGCAUGUAUUGAGCAGCAAACGCAACACGACAUCUCCAAGGUAG
Prorocentrum cordatum is the source of this 747-nucleotide messenger RNA. NCBI's taxonomy places the organism in Eukaryota, Dinophyceae, Prorocentrales, Prorocentraceae. The record is from the annotation of a GenBank genome assembly.